Molecule: messenger RNA, 655 nt
Organism: Drosophila obscura
Lineage: Eukaryota; Metazoa; Arthropoda; Insecta; Diptera; Drosophilidae
Product: male-specific protein scotti
Exons: 1
Coding region: 164-550 (128 amino acids)
Biological process (GO): sperm individualization
Source: RefSeq, a predicted model, not a curated record
UUUGAAACUCGUAGCGACAACAUCUCUAUACAAACACACACAAAAACAUAGCUCUCACAUAUUAUAGCAGAAAUUUCCAAAAAAUAAAAAAAAAAUAAAUAUAAAACUGCCGUAUUUUUUUUUUUAACAUUUUUUGGCUUUUGAUAGUUUAUUGACAAACAAAAUGGAUCGCAUAUAUCAGCUGAUUCGCUUGCCGAGCAUUCGCCAAAACAUUGACGAUCACAAUCAGCAGGGAAUGGAGCUUCUGAGACGCCGCCAUCCACAGCUGGCCAUGUUGCUGGAUGCCCCCAACGAGCCGCCCCGCCACCUGGAGCCGUUGCCUGCGCCCGCUCCGCCAAUGCCACGUAAGAAGCGCAGCUUUCUGACCACCUCCCAGCCGUUCCGCAUCCAGACGAAUGUCAGCGAGCUGCAGCGCAAUGCCUGGCAGGCUCUGCAGGAUGUUCCCCCGGAGCAGCGGCGCGAUCGCUACGUCAAGUAUAUGUUGGAGCACAUGAACAGUCAGAACUAUCCGAAUGGCGAGGGCCUGCCCCAUCGCUGGGGUCAGUUCUGAUUGAGCAGAAGGCCGGCCGAGAACCACAGAAGACGACGACGACAACGACACCCCGAAAUGCAAUCCAAUCCAUUCAAAUAAAAAACAAAAUGUAAAAUUAUACAA